UUGUGGGACUUCACUUAUUAGUACUUCACAAGGGAAACUUUCACUGGAGUCCUUUGGAUAGGAUUACUGUGCUGGAACAGCUUACAGUGCCUCAGAAAUCAACCCUUUUCAAUGGAUCUUAGCUUUUAAUAGCAGGCCAACAGCCCACGCUCCCAAGUCAGGUUUACAUUUGGUAGAGAGAAAUUCCUAUGGACACUCAAGCGAAAAGUCCUGUCAUGUCUGUGGUGGACAUGUACAUGUUCAUACACCUGCAGUGACACAGUAAACAACUGCAGGGAUGACUCUGGAAGUGCUUGCCAACUGGAAUCUGGAAGAGUUCCCAUUUUGACCUGGAGAAUACAGAAUCACUUUGUCAAUGACCCACUUUCUGAACCAGCUAAACUUUUGUCAUAAGCUGAGAUUUUGCAGACUUUGAUGAUUCUGGUUCUGCAAACAAGAUGCUGAAAACUUUCUCCAAGAGCCUCCAUGGCAUCUUGUCACCCCGCGAAAACAAGAAGUCAGUCCAUAAGGGUAAGUCCGAGCCCAAUGGGAUGUCAUCACUAGAACGCCAAGCCUCUUACUCAGAUGGAGGGAAUGGAGACCAACCGAGGGCUCGCUAUCAGCACCAGUAUGAGCAGCGCCCUCUCUACUUUGAUAAUCCCAAGACAAAGCGCAGCCACUCUGCUGGUCGCCACUCAGAGCAGUCUGAGCAUCACAGGGAUGACUACUUCCGCAGGGACGACCACAUCCAGUCUCGCUUGGACAGAGAAUUUAGAGGGGCGGAACACGAUUGGAGCGAAAAAUCCAACCGAAGUGGGAGGUCACAGGAGUACAACCCACCUUACCCAAGGCAUACCCAAGUCCUGUCUUCGCAAAAUACCGAGCAGCACCAAAGACCUACUUUUGAGAGGUCCACCUCAUCUACCGGUACUUCCAGCUCUGGUCAGUAUCUGCCUGGUCCUCCUAAACCACCCCGCCGCCAGCAGUCCCUGAACCGCAUCCACAUCCCAUCAGGUCCUGAUCAUGACGAGGAGCCCAGGUCACCCAGUGACAGUGAGUUCUUCUCCACGUCUCCAGAAUCAGGAAGCCCCAAGCACUGGCAAACCAGCCCCUUGAUUGAGCCUCAGCGGGGAUUUGCCAUUGUGGGGGUUCCUGGUGUAUCACGUGAUCUGAAACCUAAUCAGCAGCUACCGCCAAGGAUGGCCCGAAAUCGCAACCGGUCUCAAGAAAAAAUACCCACUGACCAUGAGUAUCCCCAGAGAAGAGAAAGGACCAGGUCACCAGCUUUGUCUUCUCAACCAAGGCAGCCUAACAUUACGAGGCAAAGCUCUGUGCCAGUAUCCCACAGCCAACCACAGAAUCUGCCAAGAAAGCAGUACGUCCAGCGAGCGGCAUCCCUCGGAAGGAGAUCUGACAGCCACACACUGCGUGACACUGAGUCCUAUCCUUCCCACAGACGCCCAACUAAAGCUUCACCGGACCCCCGUCCUAAGAUGACAGGCACCCACCCGAGGGGUAGGUUGGUCAGUGAACGUAAAUCUGGCCAUUCUGUGAGAAAGCCUGAGCAAGAUUGGAGAAGUCAAUCAAUGAAUGACCCUGAGAAAGUUCAACGACGGAAGAUCAGCUCCCCAGAGCAGAGUUCUUACAUGGAUUCUAGACAGACAGAAAGACGUGGCUCAGCCCCGCUCAUCAAUACAGAAACAUUUGUAGUUCAAGACAAGCAAACAGCUGUCUAUGCAUCACCUCAGUAUAAAGCCCAGCCAGCUGUUUCUGCCAGAAAAAGUGGACUAGGAGCUCUGCUCAUUGCUGACAAGGAUCAUGACAAAGUGACUGUGGACAGUGUUUCAUGGGUGCAACAGACCAGUAAUGAUUAUUCCUCCAAGCCAGGCUACAUCAGUGACAGCGGAAUAAGCUCCCUACGUGAGGUCCCUUCUGAACCCAAGGCUAAGCCCUCUGGCCCUUUGAAACAAGGACAUCCAUCUUCCAGUUGGGAAUGGGAUUACUCAGUAAAACCUGACGUGGCCUUUCGUGAAGACACUGCACAGUACCAGCUUUAUGGAGAUGGUCCGCUUGAAUAUCCCUCCCAUGGAAGCAACAAAGAAAAGAGAGCCCAGCUCCCCAAACCAUCAUCAUUCGAGCAACAGUCAUCGGCAAAUUAUCCUGGCUGGCAGAAUUCUGUAUCUCCUCCAUACAAGUCGUAUUCUUUGGACCGAAAGUAUGUGGAGCAGCCUAUAAGGCGUCAUCCCCGAAAGGAAGUGAUUCGCUCAUCGCCUCCAGAUAGUCCUGAUCCUAAUUGGAGGAGUGAUGUUGGUCAUGACAUCAGUUCACAACAUUCUUUGUUGACACAGCAGUCCAACCAAUACAGUUCACGGCAGCAGGAUUCUCUACCAGACAGAGCAUUUACUAAGAAUGCAGUUGAGUCAAUUGAACAAACUUGGGUGCAGUACCAACAGGAUGAAAUAAAUCAUCCUGAGGUGUAUACUACCAAGGUUAGCCAUUAUGACCAGCCAAAGAGGCACUACUCAGCAGGUCAUGUUUCUCCUGCAGGUUCUCCUAAUUACAGCUCCAAAAAUGGACAGUUUGUCAAAGCCUAUCCAAACAGGUACACCACAGAGAUGGUUCACACUGACAGUGAACCAGCCAUUGACGGUGGGGAAGCCUACUGGGGGAUGGAAUCCAGGAAGCCACCACAAAGAUUUUCCUACCAUCAGAGUUCUCUCGACAAUGUACCAAGCUACCGUAGCUCACCGAAUUCUGAAAAUUCAACUGUGGGUCUCAGGAAUAAGAGUCCAGUUUAUUAUGAAAGAAGUUAUGAUCAGAGGGUGUACUCCAGUCCACCAGCUAUGGAGCUUCAUGAAGAUCGCAUUCAGAAGGAAGAUAAGAGCACUUCUCAGUACGCGCCACCUGUAGAGAGGCAGUCCCGUUAUGACAGACUGAAGCAGCAUGCCGGGACCCAGAAGCACGCUCGGAGUGCUGGGGGGGACCAUGACAGUCAACGCAGGAGCAAAAGCCUGACAAGGCUCAGCAACUCCGACAAGAUCCCUAGCAGCACUGAAUUGGCUCAGAAAUCCUUGCAGAGCAAGUCCACAGAUGAUCUGGAAGAGCUGAAAAAGAAAGGUGUGUCCCGCGGAGCUGCUCUGUUCAUUAGAAUGAUGCAGCAAGCCAGCAUGGAGGAGGAUGACUAUGAUUUGAGCAUCGUUGAGCCAGUGGCCAUUGACAGCUAUGUUGGAACCCCCAGGUUGUUCCAACCACAAAUCACCAAGACGGGGGAACCGAUACUGGAGUCCAGCAGACUUGUGACAUCACCAGAUUCUGAUUCCAAAGCCUCUGCUGAUAGUGAUGCCAGACUUAAAUCUCCUAUGUCAAAUGAAGAGCCUCUUCUCGCAGCAAAUGUUGUAAGCCCUGUGGCUAUGGCCUCUCCACCACCAAAAGCUGAAUCAUCAGAUGUUUCCCCAUUCAGCAACCAGGAAGUAUCAGCUGUUUGGUCAGAAAAACAGGACAAGCGCAAACAGGCUCAUGCUGUUGAUAAACUGUCAAGUUCUUCAAGCUCACCAACGAAACUCGACUCUGAUGCAGAGCCCUUCAAAAAAGUCCGUCUUGGAAAACAGGAGGUGCCCAUUGAAUGGUUGGUGAAACAACAAAAUCUCAAACCCACCCCUGGUAGUGAGAAACGUCUAGGCUCACCAACAAAAUUAAAGACUUCAGACUUUGAGUUCAUGCCACUAACAUUUCAGUAUGGCAACCAGGAAAAGUAUGCUGAGAAUGCGACAAAAUUUGAUAACAGGAAACGCACCCCCAUCGUUGAAAAUCCCAAGAUAUUACCAACCUCAGGUCACGUUCCCAAUUCUGAGCCUGUACUACCGGUGUCUCAUCACAGUAGUCAGCAAGUACCUCCUCAUUUGUCAAAGAAACUGGAAGAGGAAAAUCAUUCUCCCAGCUUUGAGAAAUCCCCUGGCUCUCCUACCAAACUCAAGUCUCCUGACUUAGAGUCCGUGCUGACAGUUCGUCGAGGAAAACAGGAGGUGCCUGUGGAAUGGGUGGAAGUUCUGGAGCACCUGCGGGCCAAAACCCAAAGUCAGAGCAGUGGUCCACUCUCUCCUAAAGGCAGGCACGCAAAAGAUAAGACGGCCAGUGCUGACUUUGAGGAUGCCCUCUCUGAGCUAGAACACAUGUACUCUGUCCUGGAUGAAGAAGCUGAUGAUCUGAUAUUUGGUAAGAAUUACAGAUCCUUUGAUCAGAGGAUUGCAGAGCUUCCUCCUGCAUUGCAGAAGCGUCUUAAGGAUCUAAAGGAGUACGCAAUCUCCCAGCGUAACAAACGGCGAGCCCGUAGAGAGAGGGCCAAAUCUGAUCUGGCAUUGAAGACCAGAGUUCCUCCCAGCCGAACACCGACUGCAGGACAAAAGAAACAAGAGUUUCCUCCAUACCGGACAUCAGGCGGUGCAGGGAAACCCUCAAAAUCUGCUCCUGUGGAUGCACCUGUACCACUUAAAACCAGUGAUAAGCGUCAAUGGGCUCUUAACCACUCAAAUAGGAAAGAGGAGAGCAGCUCUGAUGAAGCAUCAACCCAGCCACGUUCCCCCUAUCAUCUGUACAGAAGACCAAAAUCAUCCAACAACCUAGGCUUCCAUUCUGACAGCAGCCCUGACCUUUUACGACGGCCUAAUAUUAAAUCUCCAUCCAGUUCAGAGAAGCCAGAAAAGAAGGCUAUCCUGCCCACCAGAAAGCACAAGAGUUACUUUGAAACAAUCACAGGGUUACCUCUUCCGGAAUACAAACCAGGUGCUAAGAGCAACACCACCAAACCCAGGAAACCAGCUCAGGAUGCUCUGAAUCACAACAUAGUGCAAGAAGUUGUCAAUAAGUCCAGUGUUGCUGAUGUCAAGGCCAGUCCUGCCAUGCUCGAGAAGCUGGAGACCGGCAGUCGGCUGAGUGUGGACUCAGUGUCCACAGUGGACAGUUUCCAGUUAUCUCAGCCAUUUGAGGACAUGUCCUCCGAAUACUACAGAAUGUCAAGUGACCACAAGAUUGAAAUGACCUCAGAUGGACACAUCAGUCCCAGCCAGCAGAGUUCAUCAAUGGAGUCUCUUGUGUUGAGUGUUGUGAGUCCCGGUGGUGGCCCUUCCAAGAGAGCAACAAAGCAGGCAAGAGAGGAUUCUACUGCUGGAGAGCAUAAAUAUGGUGAGAAGGAUGCAGCUAGCCGUGGUCCAGUUCCCUUGGCUACUUUUGAUGAAGAUCUAGACUUGCCGGUUCUUGUAGAUAUCCCAGACCAAAGUCUUAAUUCUGCCAUUGCACACACAAGGUAUCGGCACUCAUCACAAGAAUCCUACGAAGAAGAGAGAGAGUCCGAAGGCAUCUCAUCUGAUACCGGUUCGUCGGUCAAAUCAAGCACUCUGAGCAAGGGGAAACUCAGCAAAACAGUCCGUCCAGUUGCCAAACUCAGGAAAAGAUACAGCGCGCCGAAGCCAUCUAAAUGUGAAACAUCGGCAGAAAAAUUUUCCAGAUUUCUCGAGAAGCGCUACUCCUUCCACAGUACUGAUUCCGAGCCAGAGAUGUCUGGAAGAUCUCAGGUCAAGCGCAAUGAAAACUCCCAUGAUACCUCCACUGGGAGGGCCAGCAGUAGAUAUGGGCUGCACGCCACGGAAACAUCAUUGAGCGACGCUCCUAAAAGAGGGAGUGGGGAGCGGGGGUACGGGAGCAGGGCAAAAGAGGGCUCUGGCAUUGGGGAAUCUGUGCCGUCUCGCUACACAAGACCACCAAGACAUGACAAGGAAAAAGUGGACAGCAUCCGUGAUGAGUACUUGAGUGGGAAGGCUGCCAAUGGAGAGAUCACAAGAGUGCCGCGAUAUUCACGGGCUCGGGCUUCCACUGCCAUCGGGGAUAAAACGGUGGAGACUGGAAUCUCCCAGACUGUUGUAGACUCACUGACGCGUGCUCGGAGUAGCUCUGACUCUUCUGAGGACCCUGAAUCUAGAAGAGAACGCAUCGCCAAGUACAAAGAGCAGAGGAGAAAAGAACUUGCCAGUAAGUACGGUCUCAAAGAUGGCAGCACCACUGCUGCAAGCAGUGACAGUGACCCUUCCCUAGCGAGAUACAGGCGGGACCGGAAGACCAGGCCAGAAGAGACCAGGAUACCCAUCCACGACAGUUCGACGGAAAGAGGGGAUUCCAGGAGGAAAUCUUCCCACGACUCUUCUCUCCCGUCCAGCCCAAGAUCACCAAAGAGCAUUGAGGAGCCAGUGGUUACGAGAUCACCAGCACAUGAGCAAGAAUACCAGUCACCCAGCAGGGAUGCACCACAGGAUGCUGGGGUUGGACAGAGUCAACACUCAGACAGCGUCAGUUCAGCAUGUUCUGAAACAAGAGUACGAAAAGACUCAACCAUCUCUGCAGAAACACAGCAGCUGGUUGACACACUGGAAGCCUCACGGGCUGCACGUAGAGAGAGGAUGCGGAGGUCAGUGUCUGAUGUGUCAACAGAUGCAACAGAGAGGAUCAUAGCCAGACACCGAUCAAGGAAAGGAAGCACCACGAGUGAGGACGGAGACGUGUUCAUCAGUCCUGUCAAAACUAAAGACGAGAGGGCUGCCAGAACACCUGUCGGUGACUCUGAUUCACCAGGCUCAUCGCCGGUAGCUUCUGCAGAGAGACUGAGGUCAAAGAGCGAGCCGGUGGAUCCUGCAGUGCUGACAGCUGCACGUGCAUAUCGCCCUGCAGCACCUGAAGAAAGCAAGCCGACACCAGAGAGAGGGGUGAGCACAAAGCAGUCUCGCUCCCGGAGCCGGCGCCAGAAUGUCUACAUUACAGCCGCCCAGAUUAAAGAAGCCAGUGCCAUUGGGCAAAAAAUGGUGGAGCGGAAGCUGUCCCUCACCGGCAGCCCUCAGCCACCAACUUCUCCCUCCACUUCUGACUCCAGCGACACCGUCAGGAAGGAGCCAGUUAGUGCCACACCAGCAGUGUCUUCACCUCAAGAAGUCGACAAGCCUGAACCGAAAAAUGCCUCCCCUGCCACUGAGGCACAAGUAUCCAAGUCCCCGCCCAGAGUGGGCCCUGAUCCUUCGGAUGAUUCAGUUCGUGCAGAUACCAGUAAGCAAUACACUGUGGAUUCAGUGGGACCCACUACUAGACACAAAAAUGGCUCGGCCAUUGGGGACACAGCAGUUUCAAAACAUAUUUCAGAAAACUUUUCAAAAGUCAAAGAUGGAAAGGUAGUUUCGUCAAAAGCUCUUAAGUCACCCAGUCCUCGGGUCACUUCACCAGAAAAGUUGGAAUCUAAAAAAAGGACACAACAAGAAAGGAGAUCACCGGAGAAGAAAACCAACAGGUCCCCUGAGAAGACAUCUAAAGUAAUUCAGCGAACACAGUAUGUGUCUAGUAUGGACACUGAUGGGGGUUCAUCGAGUAAAGUGCACCUUAAACGUCCACAAAUCCCUCAAGUUCUGAAUGAGGGUAGAAAAAGACGGGACUCGAAUGGGAGCAGCUCAUCCUUGAGUGAAGGGACACUGUCUCCUACUCACCGACUUGCCAAAGCCAAAGGUUCGGACAGUGACUCCCGCACUUCCUCCCCGACCUUGUCGCCAGUCCACAAACCAAACCGAAAAAUCCCCGAGCCUUCAUCUCGGAUUCAAGAACUCGCCAAGCCAAGGAGAGUGGAAACAAAGAAGGAGACUACACCCAACGGUGGAGACUGCAAGAAACCUGAGAGAAGAACACCAACUUCCCCUGAGAAGAAAUUCAAAGCUAGGACAGAUAUUACUAUUCACUUAAGGUCAGAGAAUGGUGUUGUAGCAGAGAGAAAUAAAGGAAGGGACAGCCCUAAGCUAAAGGAACCGAAAGAGGUAAUUAUAAUGCCUAAAACUGCACAGAAGCCACCCAUGUCCAAAGAGAAAGUGCCUCCUCCAGUUAAAACCAAGGUUGGUGCUAAACAAACGCCUAAAGUUGAGGCUUCAAAGCAAGCUAAACCAGUCAAGGACACCCCCAAAGUCGCAAGCAAAAUGCAGGGUAAAAGUAGCUCAUCAGAAACAAAGGGCAAUGCUGUGAAACACCAAACUUCGUUCAAAAGCAGAAAGUCUCCAGAAACUUCCGAGCCAACUGACGUCAAGAAGGUUGCCCUGGCAACUAAGGAUAAUGAACUGAUGGCAGUGAUGAGGGCUCGUGCCCUGAGUCUGAAGGACAGUGAUGAAGAGGAGGAGUUACAAGGUAAGCAGGAGGAUGUUUCCAAAGAUCAGGACCAGAAACCGGAAGAUGUUAUCAAAGUGCCUGUCGCCCAACGACUGCAAGUCUUCAAGAGUGCAGAGAAAUUGGACGUAAAGCCACCGAUGCCUCCAACCUCGCCAGGGUCUCCCAAAUCACCUAAAUCACCAAGGAGAUCUUCGCAGAUCAAAGUGGAACCUGCAGAGGCAGAGUCCCAAAGUCCCACUAUGAGGCCGACUGAGAGAUCGAGUGAAGCAGAGACUGAAUCAGAUGAGUUGGCCAAAUUGACUGUUUCUGAAAAGAAGCAGAUGUUCACGCAGAUCUCCAAACAGAAAGAUGAAGAGGCAGAAAAGGCCAAGCCACGCAGGCGCUUUCACCGUGUACGCCACAGUGAGCGCUCCCAAACUCAGCCAGUCACCCCGGAGGAAUUUAGCUCAGCGACAACAUUAGCUAACUUAAGUGCCAGUGAUGGCACCUCUGCAGGGACAGAAGCCAAGGAGGCGGAAGUCGAUGAAGACGACGCAUCCCGAUUGAGUCUUGCCGAAAAGAUGAAACUGUUCCACAAGAAGGCUGAGAUAGACAGGCCCCCACCCAAGGUGGAAGCCCCAAAACGAAAGCGGCGCACAGACUCCAGGUUUAAGACCCAACCUGUGACAAGUGAUGAGGUGAAAAAGGCCACAGGGAUAUCCCCUCUUGUGCGCAGCUUCACAAGGCCUCCAGACGAGAUCACUGGCUUGCCUCUCUCAGAGCAAAUUGCUCUUGUGUACGGUUCAUCAGAGAGGCUAGAAAGAAGGACCUCUUUGAAAGAGGAGAUGCAUCCGGCAAGCGUUGGUUCAGAAGCAAGCUCUCUGGAGAAAAAGGGCAUUCUUAAAGAGCCAUCUUUUGAGAAGGCAGACUCCAGUUCUGACGAGCCCCCUAAAGGCAUUUUGAAGUCAGAUUCUGAAGUUAGCCAUGACAAGCCACAAAAGGGGCGUAGCAUACUGAAAUCCGAUGAUACGGCCACUGUGCAUUCAGACCCUGAAGUGAGGAGCAUUCUCAAGGACAGGGCUGAAUCUCAGAGUCGCGACAUAGAGGAGACAAAGAGCAUCCUUCGCCGUGAUUCCAGACAAGAGAAGGACGAUACGGACUCGGAUCGAGUUGAAAAAUCCAUCCUCAAGAAGGAUUCUACCUCUACCAAACCCCCAUUGCAGUGCAUCAUGAGGAAGAGCCCAGACACCAUUUCUGGUGGAGGACAGAUGGAUGCCGUGAAGCCCAAGGAGAGUCCGAGGAGAUCUGCGCUGAAGGACAAUUCUCAGGAUGCCGAUGUAGACAGUAUGUCUGCAAAGCCACCUUUGCCAAAGGAUAGUCAGAGAAGAUCCUCACUGAAGAAGCAGGAUUCUCAAGACACAGACCUGGAUAGUGAGUCUGCCAAGCCCUCUGUGCUGAAGGAUAGUCCAAGAAAAGCUGCACUGAAGAAGGGCGAUUCUCAAGAUGCCGACGUAGACAGUGGGACCGACGACCCAGUCAAGAGGAAAAGUGGAUUGGCCACUGAGCAGCUUCGCCUCCGGAAGGCAAAGACCAAUCUGAGAGCAGAAGGCUACUCCAGCUCUGACUCGGACACAGAGGUUCGAGCCAGGGCCAGAUCAACCCCUAUCCCGACAGUCACUCCCAGCCCACCGGCUGUGGAGAUCAGAACCGUCAAGAAAAAAGAGCUUCCACCAUUGGACAUCACUAAGAAACGAUCAAAAUCCCCGUCCGACAAGGGAGCUAAGAAUGUCCAGGAGCGUGUUCUGUCUCCGCGGCGACUGAAAUCCCCAGACCCAGGACGCUACAAAACACAGCCCGUCACCCCCGAGGAGAUGGCCAAGGUGCGGCAACUGACAGAGCCGGUCAAGACUUCAGGCUCUAUUGCUGAGAGAUUAUCAGCCUUGCAGAAGAGCGGACAAGAGGACUGGCAAAAGCGCAUCAACAAAUACAAUGACUCGCCACGCUCCAAUCUGAAAGAUUUCCUGAAAGUGCCCGGCAGUGAAAGCAGCAGACUGACGGAUGACGAUCCUGAUCUGGCUUCCUGCAGCAUCUCCAAGAGAAUGGAGCUGAUUCAGAACAGCCAGACCUCCUGGAAGAAGCGAGUGGAGGAGAAAGAUGUCACCCAGUUCACCGUCUCGGGCAAGAUGUCCAAAGCCGGCAAGGAGGUGGUGGAGACAUCACCCCAGCUGAAAAGGGCCGGCAGUGCUCGGGUGAAGAGAGGGGGCUCGUUUAGAGGUCGUGUGACACUCGGUGAUAAAAAGGAGGCUGACGGUAAGGGCACUGAGACAAAGGAACCACAGGAUAAGGAGAAAAAUGGGAGUGAUGGGAACGAGGAUAGAAGCGAAAGCACAAGUAGUAAAACCAUUAGUGUCUCAGGGAAACAGCCAGAAGGCCAGAGCUCGUCCACCAACGCCACAACCACCGAAUCUGAGUCGGAGUCUGGCUUUCGCAUCGUCAAGAAGAAAAUUGCCAUCAUGAAGCCAGACGACAAGACCUUUGCUGAGUUCUUCAGCAGCAGUUCCACCAUUGUCACCGAGACGGCCAUGGUGCCGAAGGAUCGCAAGGCCUCCCUGGACGAUGUGGCACUGUCAGAUUUUGAUGCCUUGUCAGAAGUCCCACUGCCCAAGCUUACAGCAAUGUCACGGAAUCGCAUGUCACUGAGACCCAAGAGGCGGGCCCACGGUGCCAAGAACCCCAUCCGAGCUCUGAAGACGCGCAGCAACAUCGUCACAGAGUAUGAGGAGGUGAAGAAGGAAGUCAUAGAGACCCAGACGGUUGACAGGACAGCUGUGAUGAGAUCCAGACGGGUGGAAUUGUCGUCUCAGUCCAGGCUACACCAGUCAGCACGGAAGGGACUGGCCAGUAAGGAGGACAUCAGCAAGGGUCUACAGAAGCUACAGAAGGUCAAAGAUGUCAGGGAGAUGGAGGGCAAACUCUCUCGACUCUUGCCCUAUAAGGACCUCAUGCUGCUCCACAUCAAAGGCAGACGUUUUGUUCAAGUGCGAUUAAUCGAACCCUCAGCUGAAAUGCUGAAUACCGGUGAUUGCUUUGUGCUGGUCACACCCAAAGAGUGUUUCCUAUGGAUCGGGGAGUAUUCCAAUGUCAUUGAGAGGUCAAAGGCAUCAGAAAUUGCCCAGUUCAUUCAGACAACAAGAGACCUUGGUUGCAAGGCACCCUCAGUUGUCACCAUUGAAGAGUCCAAAGGCAGGCCCCUGGGAUCUAGUAGAGACUGGAAGCGAUUCAUUGAGAUACUUGGAGGAAAGGAUGAUAUCAAAGAUAUCGCCCGUGCCGAUGAGGACGAGCUGCAUGAAAUCUAUAUCACGGAGACCAACAUGGUUUACAAGGUGGAAGGGGAGUCACUGGUACCCUGUGAUGAUUACUGGGGGUCGCCGCCUAAAUUCUCCAUGCUCAACACUAAUGAGAUCUAUGUGUUUGAUUUUGGUUCUGAGCUGUACAUAUGGCAAGGGAAGCAGACAUCCAGCAAGGAGCGUCAAACUGCUGCCAAGCUGGCCGAGAUUGUCUGGCAGCGGGGCUAUGACUAUCGAGAGUUUGACAUCAACCCGCUGUGGCCUGGACACUCACAGAAGCCUAUGCAUAGCGAGGACCGACCAGAGUGGGCGCUGUUUGGAAAGACUACAGAACACAUGGAGACGGUGCUGUUCCAAAACAAGUUCAUCGAUUGGCCGAGUGAAACCAGGAUAAUCAAAGUUAAAACCAACGAAGAGGAACAGAAGCCUGAAGCAGCUCCAGAGUUGGUUCCAUAUGAUGCUGCCAAGAUGAUACACCCCAGCAAGGAAUCCAACCAUCUGAUACUGGAAAACACCAACCUUGGCAGAGGGAAAGGUUCAAGUUCAUCCAAGGCCGCAACAGGCACAGCACACUUUGAGAAGAUUGACCAGCGCGGCAAUGAAAUCACCACCUUGUCGGUGGUCGUGUGGCACGUUCUUGAAUAUGAGCACAGUAUUCUGCCCCAGGAAAGCUUUGGUCAGUUUCAUGAGGGCGACACAUAUGUGGUACGCUGGCAGUACAGGGUCGAGAGCACAGGAAUGCGAGACCUGAAGGGCAACAUCUCCAGGCGGGGCCAAGGCCACGGGCGGGAGCGAUGUGCCUACUUUUUCUGGCAGGGACUGGGUAGCACCAUCAAUGAGAAGGGGGCCUCAGCACUCAUGACUGUUGAGCUGGAUGAGGAGAGAGGACCUCAGAGACAGGUAAUUCAAGGCAAAGAGCCUCCAGCCUUCCUGCAGCUCUUUGACGGCAGAAUGGUGGUACACAUCGGCAAGAGGGAAGACGAAGAAACUAACACCACCGGCCCCAACAGGUUGUACUGUGUCCGCAGCGAACACACCGAGGAAGGACUGCUGGCAGAGACACAAUGCAAAGCCAGUCAGCUACGCUCCCGAACCUCCUAUGUGCUGCUGAACCUCAAGGACAGCAUUAACAAAGCGGCGAUAUGCGUCUGGCACGGAGCCAAGUCCCCUAAGGCUACAAGAGCUGUGGCAGUGCACGCCGCCAACAUGCUGAAGACAAAUAAACCUUUGGAGAUGGGACUGACGAGUGAUUGGGAAGUUAGCAUUGAGGAGAUGGAGGAAGGACACGAGACGGGCACCUUCAAGAAGAUCCUUGGGGUGGACCGAAGUGCGUAUGAUAGUGCAAUAGGAGAUCCUCUGGUUUACAACUACACCCCAAGGCUGUUUCAUCUGACCAGCAAGUCUGGCGUGUUUGUUGCCACUGAAAUCUUGAAUCAGUCUCGCUCGGAGGAGGCAUUCACUCCCUAUCCAUUCCUGCAGACAGACCUGUAUGGAGCAUCUCAACCAGCCCAGUUUCUCUUUGACAACCACUACGAGGUGUACCUGUGGCAAGGCUGGUGGCCCGAGGACCAAGACAAAAAGACAGGGUCUGCCAAGAUGAGAUGGGACAUAGACAGGAGAUGUGCAAUGGAAACAGUCAUGGCAUACUGCAAAGAAAAAGGGAGGAAGAGCCCACCCAAGGCGUACUUAGUCUAUGCAGGCUUAGAGCCCUUGACCUUCAUCAAUUUGUUCCCAUGGUGGACAAUUGAUGAGGAUGUAGCUGAAAUUAACAAAAAGGAUGGGAAAAGUGGUGAUCGGGCCAUUCUUGUCAGCGAGGUCUUGGAGAAAUUGACCAAAGCCCAGUACACGUUUGCCGAACUUCAGAAGAGGCCACUGCCCGACGGGGUGGAUCCCCUCAAGCUGGAAACGUACCUUUCGCUUGAAGAAUUCAAGGAGAAACUUAACAUGGACAAGGAGGAUUUCUACAAGAUGCCAUCGUGGAAACAACUCAAAAUCAAGAAGGAAGUUGGUUUGUUUUAACAACGGACAUCUCCCCACGUCGGGGAAGUCAUAAAGCUGUACAAAGACUAAACGGCGGACUAAAGACUUCUUGCAGUUCCUCAAGAAUUAAUUCUGUGGUAUUCCGUCUGACUGGAAUGAUGAUGCUGGAUGGAGGUGGCUGGUAAUGCCAAGAAUUUCCAGGAGGAGACAGCUGCGGCAGAGGGUCAUCAUCGUGGGUUUGAAUAUCUGGAGUGGACAGAGAGCACCUUGAGAUGCGCUCGCAAUGGGUGUCUCUACAUGCGUACCGAGUUUCAAAAAGUGGGUAUCUCAGCCUGUGUGAUGGUCUGAACAUGCCGGGCCCUUUUAGGGUCAAGAGACUUUGAGUCCGUUUGGGUGUUCAGCCGGUGAAAGUGAUCUCAGUUGUUGAGACCGUUGCAUUAGAAAACCUGACAUAAUGCUUAGUUUACAUGUGUGCUUUCCCAUUGAAAGCACACAUGUAAACAAAGUCUGACGUUAUUAUGUUAUUGGCCUAUUGUGUGACUCUUAAGACAUUUCCACAUUAACAAACCCAGAUUUUCCAGUCAUGUUGUAGUUUUCGAUUUGCAAUGAAUUUUACUUUGCACGUAAAGGUUAUUUACGCCGCCUUGGUCCAGUUGCUUUGAGAGCAAUGUUAAAGGACAAUUACUUGGAUUGUUAACAGCUCCCUUUGAAAGUUGAAAUUGUGUGAUUGUCAAGGUUGAAAAAAUUUCUUUUGUUAUUGUAUUUAUUGUUGAAUGUGAUAUGAGAGGUAUCAUUUUGGUAAUCGUUUGUUUCCUACGGUAAUGGAAAAAACUAGAAAUGGAAACUUCCCCUCGACAUGAACUCUUCAGAGACAUGUCCGCCACCAUCUUUCAUCAAGGAAACGACCAGAGCUUCAUCCUUGAUCCUCACUUCCUGUAAGCUUGAUCUGAAAUUAUCGAUUUGUCUUUAUGUCAGAAGUACUGCCUGCAAUCACUCCAGAAAAAAGUGCUUUAUAGUGUACAUAUAUCCCCGAGUUUGGUAGGGAUUGUGGAAAUGUACGUGCAGCUGUGGACAUCAGUGUACAUGUGCUUCACAGCAGUGAGGAUCCUUACCACAUUUAGUGACUCUACUCGUGUAACCCUUGACACGAAACAAAGUGUGUACAUACUAUGUAAAAAAAACCAACAAAGAAGGAAAGUAAUAUUUGAGAGUGUCUUUAUUAUUCCGUUCUUGUCGUUUUCUGUAAGAGGCAGGAUGAGAAAGAGUGAGACUGAACGGACAUGAGUGGAUUGUGUUGAGAAUGUAAAAAGGACUGUGUAAUUUCUAUGAAGUACUGGCCUAAUAAACAAUAAGUGUGGUUUAACUUUCUUAUAGACGUAGUGACUUAGUAAUGCAUAAUUUUAGCAGUUCUCCAGUUUUUAACCAGUGCAAUGUAGAGUACAGAUAGCCUAUUUAUUAAUGCAUGAUGCACUGAUGAACAAGCCGUGCGUGACCUGUUUAUGAAUUCGGUAUUCCCUGUCUCUUUUUGGCUCAGAAUAAUCAGGAAGAUGGGGUGUCAGUUCAAGAGAUUCUGUUUCCAGUUUUGCAACUGUUGUACCGGUAUUUCAGUGUUACAAGUGGGUGACAUGGAUGAAUAAGGGAAUGUUGAAUCGCGCCGUAGGUAAAAGUCUCAAGUGCCAACAAGAAUGAUUACUUAAGCUAAUGUGGAGAAUUGAAAAGUCAUCGAGUUAGUCUGUUUAGCUUUUCUUUGACAAAAAUGAGAACACUCACGACAAAUUUCCAAGACUGAUUUUUGUAAUCUCCACCUGCAAGAAUGCCCAAUAUUUGAUAUGAGAUAAAAAUCAUUGAUGUAAUCAUGAACAUCUGAGAUCUUCAAUUGACUUUCCCAAACUUACUUUUGUUAAAUCUCAUCAUCUUUUCAUCCGAACAGAAACUCAGAAUGUUAGAAUUGUUUAAUUCGAGGCACAGUAUUGCUAUUUUUGCCAAAUCGUGUUAGCUCUGACUGUUUUGAAAUGCAACAAAUUUGCUGUGUUCUUGGUAAUUUGCCUUCGCAGUUCCCCAACUAAAGGAAAAAGUAGCCAGUGGCUUCUGUAGAAUGCGCACAUCCCCAAAAGCUCUUGCUGUGGGGCUACUUAGACCUCUUUUUAAUGUUAUCAGUUCAAACCUCACCCAGAUCAGUUGGAAUUAAAGUAGAUUUUAUAGAUGGUGUAACUUUAUGAUGUGUGUUCUCAGUGUAAAUCUUCAUGAAACUGCCUAUUUUAUGUGUUUUGUAAAUUCCAGACUUGUGACUGCAAGUCGUGUAUGAGUUACUACUGAUAAUAUUGAGAACUAAUUUCUGGUAAAUUGUGUGAUUUAUCUUUGUAAGUUAUUAUGAUACAAAUUAAGGCUAUGGUAAUGUUUAAAACAUUUUGAUAUUUGAAUCAAAGUUCCAAUUUUUUUAGUGCUUAGGACACUUGUUGAAAUCAGUAACAAUAAUUGGAAAAAUUACAUUUUACUUUCAGGCAUAUGAUACUUACACCUGGAAAUUUCGAUCAAUUAAAAAGCUAAUCAGCUUUUCUCUUCAAAAAUGGAAUUCAGAAAUUAUGUUUAAUGCGUUGUCCUCUACAGCAAAGCGAAAAUAACCUUGGGUGUUAAAGGAAUGAUGGAGACCCUGUUCUGAAACAGUAAAUGAAGUAUCAGAUUUAGUGUGACAAGGGACAUGUGAUGAGGCUAAUGUGACAAUCUGAACUCAGAGGCCAAAGUUCACUUGCUACCACGGUGGUUCGUUUUUAUUUGUAAAUUAUUACCUUCAUUAAAAUAACUCCGAAUGUUAUCUGC
Acanthaster planci (crown-of-thorns starfish) is the source of this 16280-nucleotide messenger RNA. RefSeq lists its product as uncharacterized. The record is from RefSeq and is a predicted model, not a curated record. Gene Ontology annotation, biological process: actin filament severing; barbed-end actin filament capping; cytoskeleton organization. NCBI's taxonomy places the organism in Eukaryota, Metazoa, Echinodermata, Asteroidea, Valvatida, Acanthasteridae. Gene Ontology annotation, molecular function: actin filament binding; phosphatidylinositol-4,5-bisphosphate binding. Gene Ontology annotation, cellular component: cytoplasm; actin cytoskeleton.